Procambarus clarkii (red swamp crayfish) is the source of this 7000-nucleotide messenger RNA. Lineage: Eukaryota; Metazoa; Arthropoda; Malacostraca; Decapoda; Cambaridae. The record is from RefSeq and is a predicted model, not a curated record.
AGCGGUCGUUACACCUCUCACAAACGAUCGUUAGAGGUCAUACGAGUGUCUUAGAGUGUAAUUAGAGAUUAUCUUGCCUUAGAAAGGCUCCUAGAAGUAUAACACUUCUCCCCUCCUUUACAAAAAGGCUAUAAUAUAUACUCAUCCCUUGUCUGUCUGUCAACUAGAGUUGCUAAUCGGUGUGCGACAUUUCCCGUAGUGACCCGGUUCUGUACCGUCAAAUCCCGCUGGUGACAGGUCGUGACAGGUGGCUGGGACGGGGGAUACUGUCCCUGGCUGUCGUUUAGGAGGUACUAGAAGCGUGUGUGACUGUGCCGUCCCUGGAUAGGAGCACCGGAAGAUAUGGAUCCCAUGUAUUACCACUGGUGGAACAGUCAUAACCAACACAACUCUGCUAACACCUGGUAUAUGGAUCCGCACAAGACGGGAGGCGGCAUGAAUCAACAACCGCCACCUGCACACAACAUGCCAGGUCCCCCACAACAUCCAGCUGCUCAGCACCCCCCGGCCAUGGGACAGACCAUGCCUCCACGACAAAUGCAAACAGGUUACCCCAUGCAGCCUAGACCGGCCCACACAGGAGCCCCGGGGUCAAUGGCGUCAAAACCUCCUCCUGGCACUCCGGGCCACAUGACGCCCAAGGCACAGAAUCAACCAGGAACUAUAAACCCGAAGCCCAUAGUUCCCACUACCACGAAUGUCCAACAGGUCCAGCCAAAAUUGCAGACUCCAGUACUUUCUGUAGCCCAACUUAAGCCAAAUUUACCAGUCAGCACAACGGCAAAUAUGGCACCGAUGCCAAAGCCUACUCCUGCUCUUGUUCCAGCUACAUCCAUACCUGCCAUUCUUAAGCCUACACCACCAUUAAUGCAGCAGCAGCAACACCCACAGCUGCAGCAACAACACCAACAGCAGCAGCAGCAGCAACAGCAGCAACAACACCAGCAACAACAGCCUCAGCAUCAGCAGCAGCAACAGGUGCAGCUGCAGCAGGUGCAGCAACAGCAGCAAGCACAACCACCUAAACCAGCUGUACUUGUCCAGCCACAGCAGCAGCAGCAGCCCCAACAGCAGCAGCAACCCCAGCAUCAGCUGCCACAGCAACAACAGCAAGCACAACAGCAGCAGCAGCAUCAACAGCCACCUAAGCCAGCUGUACCUCUUCAACAGCCACAGCAUCAACAGCCACCAAAGCUUGCUGUGCCAGUACAACACCAACAGCACCCACAGCCUCUAAAGCCUGCUGCGCCUCAAAACUCGGCAAUCCCACCAAAGUCACUCAUGCCAUCCGUCUCAAUAACGCCUAGCCUCCCUAAGCCCUCUCAACCCUCUCCAGCUGCAGUACCAUCUGGCAACCAACCUAAGCCUUUCCAAGCCCAGUCUACAUCGCCUACCAAACCAGUACCAGCAGCUGUGCCUAUCCCUGCUACGGUGACUCCCGUUACUACUAAACUUGGCCAGGCGUCUGGUCCACCCACAGGUCCACCACAAAGUCCGAAAUCCUUUGCUUCGAUCACGCCUGCACCCGUAGCCAGUCAGAGCUUACCACCAAGACCCACUAAUCCAAUGCCAGUACCUGUACAAAAGCCUCCCCAGCCUACUCAGCCGGCUAAACAGCCACCACCCGCAUCGAGUGCACCCGUAGCAGUCACCUCUCCCACCAAACCACCGCCCACCAACACACCAGCUGUAACACCCUCGCCUCAAACUAAACCAACGCUCUCGGAAAUAUUUCAACAGAAGACGGCCCCUAUAGAAAUUCCUCCACACAAAGCCGUGGAAACCACAAAGCCAUCUGUAGAUGCAACUGUAAAGACUCAAACUAUUCCAAGUGUCAAUGGAGUACCAGUUUCUAAGUCGCCUGUAAAGCCUGUUACUCCGCUGCUGCCAUCAAAGCCUGCUGAAGCUCCAUCCACUGAAACUAAGCCAUCUUUGCCUCCUACCGUGUCACUGCCAAAGCCAGCCACUCCCGUUAGCAAGCCUAAAGUAGACAUACCACUUUCUCAGCCCAAAAAAGAAAUUGUUAAACUGAGUCCAAGCGCGAAGGUGCCUAUUGAAAAUUCAACAACAGAUGCGAAGACUGUUAACCAUGCCGACCCAAAGACUGAGGAUUUACUCGAGACGCCGAAGAAAACACGAACAUCCAGACAAAAGCGUGAAAUAUUGGCCCCAGAGACGCCUGGUGAUGAACGGCGUAGUAAGCGGCCUCGUAAUCCUGCAAACCUGUAUCAGUCUCCUGGUUUGAAUUCCUUGAACAGAAUCCGAAAAACAGACUCUUCCACUCCCAAGACUCCUCAGGAUAAACUCAUUGUUUUCUUCAGAAAUGAACAUGUGGCCGUGAGAAAUUCGGAAGGAACGUUCUACUUGUGCCAAGUUGCCCAGAAUGUUUUUAAAAAUACACGCAAGAUUAAGAUCCGAUGGCUUUCUCCCGAGGAUUCCGACAACAAGAACUGCAACACGUACAAGCCUGAUUAUUAUGAUGUUACAGAUUUUGAUUGUAUUUUAACGACGGUCAAUUUGGAACGGAUAGACCGCAAAACGCUGCAGUUGAAACCCGAAGAAGAGACUCGAAUUAACAACAUUUUAAGUCGUGCAAUGGACCUUGAGAAGGGGGUGCUAAUUGAUAAGCCAGAUGUUGAUGCCAAUCACCCUGAUGGAUUGGAUCUUUCACUGUACACAAAUGAAGAUCAGCUUAAAAAGAGGAGGAAGAGAAACUCAUCAGGAAAGAGGAAGAAGAAAGAAGAGUCCUCGGGAGAGAGCGGUGUGGAAUCUGAAGAAGAAUCUGAUAAUAGUGAAGUCUCUUUAUCCUCAGGUGAAGAGAGCCCCAAGAAAAUUGCACGAACUCCCGCCAGACGUAACCCUAGAGCCGGCAGCAAGACUCCAGCCAAAGGCAAAACUUCCACACCAGCUCCAGCAAAAGCAAAAAUUUCUACUCCAGCUGCCGCGAAAGGCAAAGUUUCCAGCCCUGCUCCAGCAAAAGGCAAAACAGCCGUAGCCAAGGUGAAGAGUUCUCGCGUUUCUACUCCGAAGUCGGCACGCAAAGGUGCAGCACCCAAAGGCACACCGAAAGGAACACCCAAAAGCACACCCAAAGCCGCAGGCAAGACUUUAGUGGCGAAAACUUCACCGAAGAGCAUCCCAAAGGCCACACCCAAGGCUGUUGUUCCUCCAAAAACCACCCCAAAAUUGGGACGACGGACAACACGCAAAUAGCCCGAGGACAACGAUGGGGAGACCCAGGGCGUUGUCGAUAAACAUCCGAAACCACGGGGAAUGAGUGCACCAAAUGACCUGACCACAUGCAUAAGGCUAAUGCUGUUAGCAAAAUAGGUACUCGUCCAAUUAUUGAAUUAAGGAAGUAAUCGGGCUUUUUUUGAAUUGACAGAAUUCACAAAGCUGUAGCGGGCAAGCCUUAGUGCAUAUACUGAUAAUGGAGGCAGAAAAAGGCAUUUUGUAUAUGAGCCGUCUAACCUUGCCCUCCUCCUCCCCCCCCCUUUCACCCUCCCCUCCCCACCUCCUACCCUUAGCAUCAUUGUGUAAUUGUUAUUGUUUGUAAACAUAGUCUCGUUCCCUGGCCCCUCGUCCUCUGUCCUCUAUUCUCUCCCCUCCUCCACCCCACUUUUUUUUUUUUUUUUUUUUUUUAUAAGGAAGGUUGUUCAAUAUUGGAUGCAUGAUGAAUCGUUUCUUGUGUGAUUGUGCCUGUGCCAGUUUUAACGAGAUUGUAUGCACGAGUCUCCUGAGAUUGUAUGUGUGAGGCUCUUGGAUAAUUGUGCAAAUGUGAGUGUACAAAACUAUGAGGGUAAUUGUAACCAGUUUAAAUUAACUAGAGGAUAGGUUAUGUUCAGAGUACAUAUUAAUGUUUAAUCUAUUGUAUAUGUAUAAUAGUUCUCAAUGUACAACUCAAACUUUUUAUAUCAUUACAAGAAUGGCAUUUUAUUAUCAUUACAAGAGUGCCAGUCCUAGCCCCCCCCCCCUCUCCCCCAUUCCCUUCCCCUCACCCCCCCCUCUCCCCCAUUCCCUUCCCCUCACCCCCCCCCCCUCUCCCGCCCACUUUUUGUCUUGUCUCCUGAAGAAGUUGUGAGUUUGAGGAAGUCUCCUGAGGAAGUCCUCGGGUUUGAGAUGCCGAGAGUUGCGGACGGCCUUGCAUCGAGGCAAACCUCCAAUCUAGGGGAGCCUUUGGUCCUUAUUGACGUGUUUGCAGAGACUAAAAUAAACUGCUCAACGUAAAUUGAAUGUUCUGACCGCCUCCAUCCAUUGUGAGUGAAGCAUUAGGUAGUUUGUUAGACGUGAAGUAUGAAGCAGACGGAAGUUUUCUUUUUUUUUUAAGUGAGGCAUAUGUAUCAUAAGGUUUAUGCAGCUGUACCAGCAAGAAGCACUUCAUGAUUUUUUUGUCAAUUAGAUGAUUUACGGAGUUUGAGUUUGUAUAUUUUCUUACUGAAUAUAUAAACUGAUUGGUUUUGCAAUUAUUCUAUUAUUAUUCUUUGUUUAAAUUGAAAAAAAACUAACUUUCUUUGAAGUGGAAAUGCAAUAUUUUGCUACUGUUAAUGCACAAUUACUUCAUGCACUACAGUAUUGAGAAAUUGGUUUAAGGACACAUACCGAACAGUAGCAUAGUUAUGCCUCGGCCCUCUACUCGAAAUGAGGAAGACGUGAAGGAUCAAGACGACGCUCACGGACUCGUCUUGCGAGCAUUAUCUAAUUGCAUACUCAAGUGGUGUAGAGGGUGAGGCCAUGUAGGCUGUACAUAAGUAAUAAAUGACCUGUAACAUUGAUGUAAUGUCUUGAUUGUAGGUGUGUGACUUACCAAUGCUGUUUUAUGUUACAGACUAUUUUGGGCUAUCAUUCUUAGACUACCACUUGAGUGAUGACUGUAACAUUAAGAAGUCCAUCCUGCUAUUCCCCCAAUAGGUGAACGUGACGCAUGCCGUCACGUUCACCGUCGUGUUCACAUGUUAUCAUUGUGAAGAUAAUUUUUACGGUCCAGUGAGGUGCAUUUUCUGUUUGUGCAACUAAAUCUUUGAUCGUGAGGUGAUAGAUCAAUAGCAUUACAAAUCCUGCUUACAUUCAAGUUGUGUUUAAGAAUAUAGUUCUGUGAAGCAUAUCUGGGCUUUGGAGGGGGAUGUGCUGAGAGUGAGUGCUGUGUUGUGGGGAAAACCAAGCCCUAUUUUAUCUUAUAAGCCUGGUUUUUAGGCAUUGGUUGGGUGUGUACAAGGACAAGGACGGCAAUCAGUCCUCGUAAUGUGACUUGACCGGUGCUUGCCAGUGGACGGGGGGGGGGUAAUGUGGGAGGUAUGUUGAUCUUAGUUAAAAGAAACAAAAGUUAAAAAAAAUAUAUAUAUAAUGAGCAAUGUAACAUAUUUGACCUGAAUAGUUUAAAAAGUGUGCUGGGCCACAAUCACUGAUGAACUGCAACAUGUACGAGCUCAUUUGUGUUUUCCAUUGGUAUGUAAGCAUUGCCAACAGUAGAUGUAAAUGGAAACAACAUUUUUUGUUCUUUGAUACACUAUUUAAAAAAAAAAAUAGCAACAGUACUAUUUAGAGUGUUGCUUUUAUAACAUGUUCAGUCACUUUUAUACAAAUCUUGAGGACUUUAGGGUAUUUGUAAAGUUUCCGUGUACACCCCUUCUAGUGCAAACUUAAUAAGGACAUAGACUAUGCUGACUGCUAGUGGAGUAAGUACAAGCAUGAUGGUAUUUUUUUUUACUUCAUUUUAUAUAUUAUUUUAACGAGGAGUCGAGAUGAUGCUGAUGGCUCCGUUUUUAUUGGGAAUCUAAAGAGCAACAUUGCAAAUUUGGGCUAAAAAGAUACGAUUUUUUUUUUCCCCAGUCAACCUACCUGCUUGGACUUCCUCGAGGCAUGAGAGAACGCUCUGAAGAGCUCUUUAUUAGAAGAGUUUACCAGUUGCGUGCCGUGUGUGUGUGUGUACGUGCGUGCGUGUGUCGGGGCUGCAGUUAUGAGAGCCAUUUGCAGAAUAUCUUUAAUUUGUAAAAGUUUUACCAACACAACGGUAAUUUGUUUUGAACUAUUUCCAUACUUCUGGAACUUGCGGAGCAAUCUUUGCUUUUCACAGAAGUUCACGUGAAUGUAACAAUCAACCAGAAAAUUCCCUUAUUUGUAUACUUGAAUUCUUACAUCUUUUAAAUGGUUUUGUUCUAUAGGGAUUUCUUGCACUGUAAGCCAAGGGAUUUUUUUUCUGGAUGUAUUUAACAUUUUGGAAAACUUAUUUUAUAAAUUUUCUGUGAAUGUGUUUGUUAAACCUCUGCAAAAAAAAAAAAAGAAGAAAAAAGACAAAAAAAAUUGUGUAAAUUAUGCUUUUACAAUAGUUGCUAUUAAAGAUUAUUUUGAGGAAAACAAUAUAUUUUUUAAAUGGUAAAGAUCCUAUUUGAGAAAUUUUGAAUAUUAGGGAUUAUUGAUGAAUACUUUGUGUCUUGAAUGUUAUUUGCAAAGGAAAAUAAUAAAAAAAAAAACUGCCGAGCGUUUAGGUAGACUCGCAUUUGCAAUGAUGAGAUUGCAUCAAAUACAAAUUGUGUACAUAUUUAUGGCUUUGUAAUUCAGAAAGUGGAGCUGAAAAGUCCACGUGUAGAUUCAUUCAAGACACAAUAAUACUCCUGAAUAUCCUGAAGGGUCCACGACUGACUGACAGGGGCGUGUGUGUACAUGCUUUAGUAAAAUAGAUUUUACUAUAAUUUUAUUAAUAUUACCUUAUUUUUUACACUUAAAAAUCAUUUAUAUAUAUAAUGUAUAGUGUGUGUGUGUGUAAUAUAUAUAUAUAUUACACAUAGACUACCACUUCAGACUACUAUAUAUAUAUAUAUAGUAUAAAUGAUAUAUAUAUAUAUUUAAAAAACAAUGGGGAUUGUUGUGAAUGAUGCCAAUAACAGCAGCAGCGUUAAGUUUCUCAACCUUUUGCAACAGACAUUUCCACUGAGUAUUUUGCAUACAGUAAGUGGGUCACAUUGUAGCAAUGGGCCGUGGUUUUCUUAAGUAAAUAUCAUUGUAC